Messenger RNA from Passer montanus (Eurasian tree sparrow), 2204 nucleotides. RefSeq names its product DEAH-box helicase 33 (gene DHX33). Gene Ontology annotation, biological process: positive regulation of transcription by RNA polymerase I. Gene Ontology annotation, molecular function: RNA binding; ATP hydrolysis activity. The coding region runs from base 109 to 2118 and encodes 669 amino acids. Gene Ontology annotation, cellular component: nucleolus; intracellular anatomical structure. NCBI's taxonomy places the organism in Eukaryota, Metazoa, Chordata, Aves, Passeriformes, Passeridae. The transcript is spliced from 12 exons. The record is from RefSeq and is a predicted model, not a curated record.
GCAGCGUCGCGCUGUGGCGUCAUCGCGGCGCCAGGGAGCCCGUGCAGCGCGGCGCGGCCGGAGCCCCGGGACAGUCCCGGGACAGCCGGGCCGGGACCGCGAGGGGCGAUGGCUCAGGACAGGGACGGGCCUCCGGCCAAGCGGUUCAAGGCGGCGCCCCCCGGCACGCAGCCGCAGGGCGCCGCGCCGCCCGCACACGUGCAGCGCCGCUGCCUGCCCAUCUCCGGGGCCCGCGGGCCGCUGCUGGCCCGGCUGCGCCGCCUCGACACCGCCGUGCUCAUCGGGGAAACAGGCUCGGGGAAGACCACGCAGCUCCCUCAGUACCUGUACGAGGCGGGGAUCGGCCAGCCCGGGGUCAUCGCUGUGACCCAGCCCCGCAGGGUGGCAGCUGUCACCCUGGCUGCCAGGGUGGCUGAGGAGAAGAGGACAGAGCUGGGGAAGCUGGUGGGCUACACCGUGCGCUUCGAUGACUGCUCGUGCGCCGAGACGCGGCUGCGGUUCCUGACGGACGGGAUGCUGCUGCGCGAGGCCAUCGGGGACCCCCUGCUGCACAAGUACAGCGUGGUCAUCCUGGACGAGGCCCACGAGAGGACCAUCCACACUGAUGUGCUCUUCGGGGUGGUCAAAGCCGCUCAAAAGAAGCGAAAGGAGCGAGGCCUGCGGCCGCUGAAAGUGAUUGUCAUGUCAGCCACGAUGGAUGUUGACCUGUUCUCCCAGUACUUCAAUGGAGCUCCUGUCAUCUACCUGGAGGGCCGGCAGCAUCCCAUUGACAUCUUCUACACCAAGGAGAGGCAGAGUGACUACCUGCAGGCAGCACUGGUGUCCAUCUUCCAGAUCCACCAGGAAGCCCCUGCGUGCCAGGACAUCCUGGUGUUCCUGACUGGUCAGGAAGAAAUUGAAGCAAUGACCAAAACCUGUCGGGACGUUGCCCAGCAUCUCCCCGAGGGCUGCCCCCGGAUGACAGUGCUGCCCCUUUAUGCUUCUCUGCCCCACUCCCAGCAACUCCGUGCCUUCAAAUCUACCCCUGAGGGCUGUCGCAAAGUGAUCCUCUCCACCAACAUCGCAGAAACCUCCAUCACCAUUGCUGGCAUAAAAUUCGUUGUGGACACAGGCAUGGUCAAAGCCAAGAAGUACAGCCCUGAAACUGGCCUGGAGGUGCUGGCAGUGCAGCAGGUGUCCAAGGCCCAGGCCUGGCAGCGCACGGGCAGAGCAGGCAGACAGGAGAGCGGCGUCUGCUACCGCCUCUACACCGAGGAGGACUUUGAGAAGUUUGAGGAAAUGACAACACCUGAGAUACAGAGGUGUAACCUGGCCAGUGUGGUGCUUCAGCUCCUGGCCCUGAAAAUUCCCAAUGUGCUCACCUUUGACUUCAUGGCCAAACCAUCUCCUGAUGCUAUUCAAGCAGCAAUUGAUCAGCUGGAUCUGCUGGGAGCUGUGACCCAAAAGGAGGGUCAGCUUGUCCUGACCCCCCUGGGAAAGAAAAUGGCAGCCUUUCCACUAGAUCCUAAGUUCUCCAAGGCCAUCCUCCUGUCACCCAAGUUCCACUGUGCAGAGGAGAUCCUGACCAUCGUGGCACUGCUGUCAGUGGACAGUGUCCUCCACAACCCCCCUGCCCAGCGGGAUGAGGUGCAGGCUGUCAGGAAGAAAUUCAUCUCCAGUGAGGGGGAUCAUCUCACCCUGCUCAACGUGUACAGGGCCUACAAGAACGUCAACGGGCACAAGGGAUGGUGCAGAGAGAACUUCAUCAAUGGCAGGAACAUGAAGCUGAUGGCAGAAGUCAGAGCUCAGCUCAGGGACAUUUGUGUAAAGCUGUCGAUGCCCCUGGAGUCGUGCCGCGGGGACACGGCCGGCGUGCGGCGCUGCCUGGCGCACAGCCUGUUCAUGAACGCGGCCGAGCUGCGGCCGGACGGCUCCUACAGCACGGUGGGCUCCCACCAGGUGGUGGCCAUCCACCCCUCGUCCGUGCUGUUCCAGUGCAAGCCCGCCUGCGUGGUGUACAACGCCCUGCUGCGCACCAACCGCUGCUACAUGCGCGACCUGUGCCUGGUGGACGCGCGGUGGCUGCACGAGGCCGCGCCCGACUUCUUCCGCAGGAAACUCCGCGCGGCCAGCGGCUGAGCCACGUGGGACAGCUGGCUGGUCGCCUUGAACGACCUCUAUAUUCAUUAAAUUUUUUAAAAAUAACUGUUUUUUUAUAACCUUAA